CAUCGGUUGUGAAAUCUCUGAGUAUAACUCUAGUUAGAGACGUUGAUGGCAAGACCUUUGUCAAUGCUUUGGAUGGCAUUAUUGCUCGCUGGAUUCAGAAACGGACCGAUGAGGAAGAAUCGUCACUGUCGGCCUUCCGGAACAGCUUUCUAGGGCGCAAUCUCAAACAGGGAACAACCAUCUAUUUAACUUGGUUGGAACCCUCAAGAAUGCUGGUCUCGGUUUCGACGAAAGACCAAGGUCCAUGCCAAGUCGACGCUGAGGUCAAAUCAGCUACUGUCAGUUAUGCUCUAUAUGAUGGCUUCUUCGGCAGCUCUCCUGUGUCCCCCACUUUGAGAUCUUCCACUGCUCAGCUGCUAGAAGCUAUCCUUACAAAGUGACAUGCAGAGCAGGAUCAUGUAUGGUCCCUGAAGACAAAGUGCAGAGUGAUGAAUAAAUACCAUAUUAGUUUUCUUGGAUAAUUGCAUCUCAUAUAAUGAAUUUUUUGCAUGCAUCAUAUAAUCAAAAUUGGCGGUGCAGAUGUGUUUAUGCUUCCAGGAUUUUUCGUUUUUCCGAGAGUGUCUCGUGUAACUCAAAAUAAUACAUUUGAAAUACGAGCAUUUUGUUAGUUUGUAGGUUAAUUUUUUUUUGGCCCAGGCA
Molecule: messenger RNA, 639 nt
Organism: Triticum aestivum (bread wheat)
Lineage: Eukaryota; Viridiplantae; Streptophyta; Magnoliopsida; Poales; Poaceae
Product: fatty-acid-binding protein 3, chloroplastic
Exons: 2
Biological process (GO): fatty acid metabolic process
Cellular component (GO): chloroplast stroma
Molecular function (GO): intramolecular lyase activity; fatty acid binding
Source: RefSeq, a predicted model, not a curated record